CCUCUUUUUAGAAACUAGCCGACAAAAGGUUGGUCAUUUCCGCUUCAGGCUCACUGUUGUAGUUAGCAGUCAACGAUGGGGGAUAUUUGAGGAACGAAGUAGCUAAGCGCUAGCUUUUCGUAAAAAGUAACAGCUAGAAGUACCUUUUUAUUUUAUUUAUUUUUCAAACGCUUGUUUCUUUAUCUAAACGUUAAGUGAAUAUGAAUCUGUCGAAGUCGUUUACACGAGCCACAACUACGAUGUUGAAUAUUCAAAAUGGAGUCGUCGGAGGAUCUUCGUACCCUGCUGGUGCUAGCCCUUUGUACUAUUUCGGCGCGAAUGGGGCCGUAUGUGCUGGGGCGUCACCGAAGUCUAAAGUAGAUACUGACUUGGGAAAUGGGACUGGCGAUACUCCACCACGACCCACGAAGUUAGCAGUGAAUGUCGUGAAAAGCAACGUCCUAGAUAAUCAUUUGUCAGACCGAAGCAACAAUGACGACUCUGACGACUCUUUGCCGUGCACUCCUCAGAUGGCGUCAGAGUGUGGGCCUGACAUAUCGAAUUGUCCAUCGGGCGAUGAAGUAUUGGAACAUGAUACCAGACAACUCAUUGAGAACGUCUUGGGGGACUACACAGGACUGUCUCCGUCUCGUUGGAAGCAAAGCAAGACUCUUACGACGAUGAAGCGAGUGGUGGAGGAUGUAAUAGCGAAGCACCGAUACGCAUACAAUGGUACGUAGAUGGUCUUGAUGUAUCCAAAUCACUGGCACUAACUAGCUAUAUCCUAAUUUUCUGUUUAAAGAUGGUAUUGAGCUCAUCAUGCGCUAACUUGGUUAAUAACAGAGCAAUAUUAUCAGGAAUAUGGUUAGUUCGUUUUACUCAGACCUUUUUAUUAAAUGUUUUAGGUAUGAUCGACAAACUUGACUUGGAUGAUCGUAGCGAUGACAUGAGCGUCAUCAAGUCUGUGGCCAAGACCCUGUUCAGUGAUGGGAUCACGAACUGGGGUCGCAUCGCCAGCCUAGUGGCAUUUGGAGCAGUGGUGAGCCAGCACCUGAAGGAGAGGGGCAGGGGACACUGCGUUGAGUUGGUGGGCCAAGAGAUCGCCACAUACCUCCUCUCUGACCAAAGGGACUGGCUGGUCAAAAACAAUGCAUGGGUGAGUCAUCUAUGUGGCCCAUUAGUCAUUUGCAGAUGUGAGACAAUCUAAACUUGUUCAGUAGCUAAUAAUAAACCUAACUCUGCCUUUGGUCUCUUUCUCAGAAUGGAUUUGUAGAGUUCUUUCAUGUGCAGGAUCCAGAGUCCUCAGUAAGGAACACCCUCAUAGCCUUUGCUGGAGUUGCUGGGAUUGGGGCAACACUCGCCAUGUUGAUCAGGUGAAUUGAACUAUAAAAGACUUACCUGUUACUUUUUUUUCAACGAAGAAAAUGGACUAUUCCCGCAAGUUCUCCGAAAUCCUUAAUAUCACCAUGGUUGGAAUGACUACCCAAUGAUGUCCUGUUUGGUCAAAGAAGAGGGUCAGUCUGUUGUGUGACCGACUGAAUUGGGACAGUGCUUUGGUGUCAAGCUCAAGUUUGCUUUUUUCCGCAUCAAUGUUUUGGUGCCUUUUUUGUUUGAGGGGCCAUAUGAGGAUAUUUGGUAGUUGUCGGAACGGUAUCUAAUGGACUUGUUAAAUGGCGCUUUUAUUUAAUGUACAAAGUACAGACAUUUUAUUUUUGUAAUAAAUUUAUAGUUGAAUUUAGACUCGUACAGAAACAUAGUUAAUUCCUCUGCAAAUGUUCAACUCACUCAUUUUAAGUAAUCAAGAUGGAAAAGCACUAGCUAAUAGCUAUAAUUCACAAUGGCAAAGUUCCGCCUCUGACCAUAAAGUUGGCUCAAAUGACUUGUGUUUCUGUUCCUUGUGAUAUUAGUCAUACAUGUACAUACAGGGAUUGGUGUAAGAAAGGCAGAACCUGCAUUGAACUGACCAAUGAGGGCCUUAGAAUUAAACUAAGAAGGUAAACCCAGGCUAUGGGCAUUGAAAAUGUAAAGCGCUUACAGCAGGAAAGACUGUAUUUUACAUGCAAUUAAUUGCCUUACAUGCUUGUCACGCAUGUCAUAAACCCCCUAUCUCGCCUACAUCCCAUUCAUAAGUCCAUGUUCCUUGGGGUAGAUUUGCCAGUCAUGCCUGGCAAACUAUUUGCGUGGCUGCAAUGUGACUUCCUGGUUAAGGAAAUAUUGUGGCUGUUGCACUAGGCUUUACUGGGAGGGGGAAGGGAGGAACGUGUUUGAAAGUCAGUUCAAAAUUCCAUUCUCAAGACUAUGCUGAUUGUAUUUGAAGCAUUUAAUUUCCAAAUUAUAUCCAUGUAAAUGAAAUGUGCUCGCAGGUAUGAGUUUUAAAUAUGAGCUUAAAGAUUGCAAAUGGUCUCUGGCGUUGGUUCAAUAGAGGCAAGAUCGUCUGGACAGUAAACAUGUACAGCAGUUCCACCUAAUAAACUAGCACUAACCCUCCUGAUGCAUCUUGCUGGCAAAUUCCUUAAAUUAAAGGAUAAAAUCAUGCAACUUUUGUGACUGCAAUGAAUAAAGGAUGUGACUUUAUUCACUUUUUGGCUGCAAUUGUCUCAAAGCAGAAGUUCAACUGUUAACCUGCUGUGAACUUUGGGACUACUUUUCGAAGGGGUGGGGGAUAUUUUGUGAAAAGAUAGCAGUGACAUCUGCUCUGUGCUAGUUUCUGGUGCUGGAAGGUAACCCCAUACACAAAUUAAUUCCUGUGUUGUACAUAGUCAUCUACCUACACACACAAACAUGCUUAUUCACUCCACUCCCCCCGGACAUGCACUGUGAGGUUAUUUCCUAGAAAUUGCGCUUCUGUGUUAACCAUGCAUAUGUGUGUCAUAGGCAGAAGUCUACCACAGUAUCACUUCAUCUGCAGCCUCAGUUGUCAGAAACAUAACCAUUAUUAAACUAAGAUCACCUGAACCACUUGGGUGACUCAACCUCUGAGUUGCCAAUAAAAUAAGUUAAUAGCAGUCCAAAGAUCUUUUACAAUGUUGCAUAACUUCAGUGAGCUUCACCCUUUAGGUUUAGAGAUGUUUCCACAUAAAUUGCAUCUGACAUCUGUCUGCGCCACAAUCAUAGCGUUGCAACAGUUGAAGCAAAUAUGAACCACAUCCUUUGUUGCUCUCACUAAUUUACCAACUUGAGAAUUGCUUCUGCAUAUUUAAUCAUGUCUUGAUUCCAAAGCAGUAUUUUAUCUCCGAGUGCCACAGGUAUAAUGCAUCCAGUGUAAAUGUAUUUAGUGAUUUGCAAACUAAAAUGACUGAGUGACAGCCCGGAAAUACCACUGAUCUUUCUUUGCAUAUGUGUUCGUCACUGAUGUAUAGAAAGGUCAGAACCAGACUGGUUAUUGUAGAUUAGGCUUUCCCCUGAAGCUUAAGGAGGAGAACUCUGGGGGGUGGGGCUAAUGGCGGAAGGAAACAGGUCAGCAAUGUACAAUCUAUUCAGGCAUGCUUUUAGACAGCUAUGGAAAUCAGCCACAGAGCAGGUAUUGUUUGACGUCUGCUGGGCCGAGGGAAGUUGGAGAUAUCACAGAGGGUAGUGAUGCAAGUCGAGGGGAAAUACGUUUACUCUUGUGUUUGCACUCAGUCUCAUAAGAACAAUUCUUCAAAUGUAAUAUGUGUAACUUAUGGGGUUUUCAAUAAGGAAAUUACAUAACAUCACUGGAGAAGACUCACUAGUCUCACCUAGGCUAAUCUUGGAACAAAUUCACAUUACCUGUGUCAGGGCAUGCCGUACUUCGGAUAAAGAGGGUUUCUUUGGUAAUGAAAGGUGGUAUGGAAACAACAAUAUGCUAGAGUAAACAUACUAUGUACUUUAAUUUCAUGGGAACAUGGUUGUUUUGGGGAAGGGCUGCAGCUAUAUCAGGCCUCAAUUAAGGGAAUCCUUUCAAAGGGUUAUGUUGCUCUUAGUCAUUAAUGAUCCCUCUGUGUGUGUGGUAGGUCUGUUUGUUCAGAUCUGUCGUCUCUGGUUACAGCACAAACACACACCCAUAGAGGUCUUAUGAGGAAUCGUAGGCCCUCUCCAUGGUGACUAAUGCACACGUCAGACCUAAACUAAUCCUCCUGCUAAUGACGAUGGCUGCCACCGUGGUUACCAUCACCACAGGGAUAGUUCAUGUGGGCCUUGCCAAGCACUAGCUACAUAGGGGAAAUUUGGAUCUGAGCUGAGGCAACCACAUUUUACACAAUAAACAUUGAUGGAUAGUAUGCUCAAAUCACAUAUGACACCGAAACUAAACUGUUAUUUCACACUGGAUUUUUUCUAAGGUAAAGAGUAGUUCCCACAGACCCGGCGCCAGGAUAAUGUGACUAAAGGCGUCC
This is a messenger RNA of Coregonus sp. 'balchen', 4334 nucleotides long. The record is from the annotation of a GenBank genome assembly. Lineage: Eukaryota; Metazoa; Chordata; Actinopteri; Salmoniformes; Salmonidae.